GCCACAGAAGAAAGAGGAGGCGCAGAAUCCUAACGAGACUUCAGCUAUCUUUAUUUUUUUAACGAUUAUUGUUGUUUAAAUUGACAUAUCUACCACGCGCCUGGGCCAGUCUACCGGCACACUUUACCCCCGCUCUGGCACAUUUGCAACCCGAAAUGAGCGGCAGCGGGCGGCCCAGGACUAGCUCGUUUGCUGAGCCUCCGGGGGUUCCGGGAGCCGCUGCAGCCGCCGCCGGAUCAGCCGUCGCCGGUGGAAGCUCAUCAGGAAAGACGGGGGGCGCGCAGGCCUCAGGCGGGAGUUCGUCUGGUUUCGGAAACCUAAAGCUGGGCAGGGACAGUGGGAAAGUGACGACAGUAGUAGCCACACCAGGGCAGGGUCCCGACCGUCCUCAGGAGGUUUCGUACACGGACAUCAAGGUGAUCGGGAAUGGCUCAUUCGGAGUGGUUUAUCAGGCUCGGCUCAUCGACAGCCAGGAGAUGGUGGCCAUAAAGAAGGUGCUUCAGGAUAAGAGGUUUAAGAACCGUGAGCUACAGAUAAUGAGGAAGUUGGACCACUGUAAUAUUGUCAGGCUACGCUACUUCUUCUACUCCAGUGGAGAAAAGAAAGAUGAAGUGUAUCUAAAUUUGGUGCUUGAUUUUGUACCAGAAACCGUGUACAGGGUGGCACGCCACUUCAACAAGUCCAAAACCACCAUCCCCAUUAUCUAUGUCAAAGUGUAUAUGUAUCAGUUAUUUCGCAGUCUGGCGUAUAUUCAUUCCCAAGGCGUCUGCCAUAGAGACAUCAAGCCACAGAAUCUCCUGGUGGACCCAGACACAGCUGUACUCAAACUGUGUGACUUUGGCAGUGCAAAGCAGUUAGUUCGUGGAGAGCCAAAUGUGUCAUACAUCUGUUCCCGGUAUUACCGUGCUCCUGAGCUAAUAUUCGGAGCCACGGAUUACACAUCCAACAUUGAUAUCUGGUCAGCCGGCUGUGUAUUAGCGGAGCUGCUUCUGGGACAGCCCAUAUUCCCCGGUGACAGUGGAGUGGACCAGUUAGUGGAGAUCAUCAAGGUUUUGGGGACCCCCACAAGAGAACAGAUCCGAGAGAUGAACCCCAACUACACAGAGUUUAAAUUCCCACAGAUCAAAGCACACCCUUGGACAAAGGUGUUUAAGCCGAGGACUCCUCCAGAAGCCAUCUCGUUGUGUUCUCGUCUGCUGGAGUACACGCCGGUGACGCGGCUCUCUCCGCUGGAGGCCUGCGCACACGCCUUCUUUGAUGAGCUGCGCCAGCCCAAUGCCCGUCUGCCUAAUGGCCGAGAACUUCCCCAGCUCUUCAACUUCAGCCCUGUGGAGCUGUCUAUCCAACCACAGUUGAACUCCAUUCUCAUUCCUCCACAUGCUCGCUCGCAGACGACACCUGCCUCGCACGAGGGCAGCGGUUCAGACGGUCCAGCCCAGUCCAGCUCCGCACCAGGACCCCUGAGCAACAACACCUAAUUGUUCCCUUGGCAUUACUGCGACGUUAUCACCCCUCUCUCCACCAUCCCUUCUUUCUCAUUCCUCUCUCCUUCCCAACAGCAGCUCCAAACAGUCUCUCUUGCACAAAUCUCUUUCUCACACACGCACACUCCCGUCACCUCGUGUUACGUGUACUCACAUUCUCCAAUAAUGGAAGAAGUGUGUGUGAUGCCCAGAAUAACGACGUCACCGGAGGUCGAUUUAAAUUCGGUAUGAUUGAGCUGGUAAGGUUUUAACCCUGGGAGGGGUACGUUUUUGGGCACCUCUGCCCUCUAGUGGCAGGAAGAGCACCGCACAGUUACUGCUCUCUGCCAGCCAUCAAUUUUUAAAGCUAUCGAGCUCAUUUAAAUUAGAUUUCGCUCUUAAAAACGAUACCUUUUAGCCAAGUUCUUAAACAAAAGCAAGGUCUGUGAUGUGUUUUAUGAAGCAGCGAGUGUGAGAUGUCCGUGUUUGUGUGUUUUCUCUUCUCGCCGAGACGAAAAUGAGUGUCUUAAUAUGCGUGUAUGUAAGUUUUAAGUAAUCAUUGCACACUCUUUUGGGUUUUAAUGUCUUUUAAGGAGAAUAUUUAGGUGUUUGGAUACGCUGAGGUAGAAUGGGUGUAGAAACGUGCUCAUGCACACACACGCAUUAUAACGCAUAGGUCAAUCCCAUUAAUAGCUGUGUCUGUUUGAUUACAGUUGUGCAUUAUGAAGUCGACACCGGUGUGUGAGUGUUUGUAUACAUUGGUGUGGCCAUUAAAUGUGGAUUUAGCGGAUGCUCGUUCAAAACAAACAAACAAAACACACCAUGAACACAGCAAAUGAGACUCGAAAACGGAGCUGUUAGUCUUUCCCUUCCUCCAUCCUUCCUCUCUCUCUCUCAUUGCUAAUAUGUAAAUGCCAUGUACCUUUUAUUUUGUUAUUUUUGUUAUUGUUAUUCUGUUGUCCUUGUAAUUAGAUUUUCCUCCUAGUGGAGCAGUGCUGGCGUGAGCAGAAACCAGCCUUUCUCGGUCUCUCUCUCUCUCUCUCUCUUUGUCUCUCGCUCUCUUCUUUUCUUCUUCUCCUUUCCCUCCAUCAUACGACUGUAUAUAACAUUUCAUCCAGCCUCUCCCAGAAUCUGGGGAGGAAGACGAAACUGAACAAAAUUUUGUUUUUACCUGAUAUCUUUCAGUCUCUCUCUUUCUUUCUCUCUCUCUCGCUCUCUCUCUCUCCUCGCUCGCCCACCGGCCUGUCCUUCCCCUUCCUCAUCAGUGUUAAUUCUGAUCUUUUUAUUUAUUGUAUUGCUGUCUGUUAACAGUCUGAUGGGGGAGGGGUUUUGUGUGUGUGAUGUCAUUUGGUGUAACAUUCAUAUCUCAAACUCCGAUAGAAUGUUCUGGAAAGGGCAGGUCCACACUAUAUAUACCACACACAGGCUGCUCGGCCCAUCGGUCAAGAGAUGAACGGUUCACGGGAGAGAGAGGGAGACAUGAACUAUGUUUUUGUUUGUUGGUAUAAAUAAUAAACUCAUUAAUAAAGUUAU
Messenger RNA from Danio rerio (zebrafish), 2996 nucleotides. It is a transcript of the gene gsk3ab, whose product is annotated as glycogen synthase kinase 3 alpha b. Gene Ontology annotation, molecular function: ATP binding; protein serine/threonine kinase activity; protein kinase activity. NCBI's taxonomy places the organism in Eukaryota, Metazoa, Chordata, Actinopteri, Cypriniformes, Danionidae. The record is from RefSeq and is marked provisional. Gene Ontology annotation, biological process: negative regulation of signal transduction.